Molecule: messenger RNA, 2573 nt
Organism: Myzus persicae (green peach aphid)
Lineage: Eukaryota; Metazoa; Arthropoda; Insecta; Hemiptera; Aphididae
Product: venom carboxylesterase-6-like
Exons: 10
Coding region: 418-2112 (564 amino acids)
Source: RefSeq, a predicted model, not a curated record
UACAAUAUAUUAAUUAAUCUUGUGUUAGUAAUAAAUGCUUUAAUCUAAUUAAUUUGGGGGAGUUGAAGUAUGGGGUGAGGAUAAAAUAUAUUGUAAUUUGUAUUAACGUAAAAUUAAAUGUAAUUAUAGGAACCUAAUCAGAGAAAAAUUCUAUUUCUCCUCUGAAUAAAUUCCUACUAUUACGCCACUUUACUGAAGGAUGUCCAGCUGUUUGUAACAUACCUUGUAUUCCCACCAAGAAGUGGGGAAAAAGCAUACUAUAAUUGUUACCAGAUACAUAGCAUUAUAUUCUCGUGUUUUUAUUAUAACAACUAUUUAUUCAUUCAACAUUUAUGUACCUACCGUCUACCGGUGGCCAAUUAUUGAUAUACUCUUUGCAAUUUUCGCCGGCUGUUAUUUUGCUUCUAUUUUUUCAACAUGCGCAUGGUUAUUGUUUUAUUAUUGACACGUUUGUAUUUUUUGGUGGCUGGUCAUCAGUAUCCUAUAGUAGAAACUGAAAGUGGGCUCAUAUCUGGAAAACUAUCGAAAACAUGGAAAGGAAGAACUAUUUACAGCUUCCAAGGAAUACCUUACGCUACUCCUCCAGUGGGGAAGCUGAGAUUUCAGGAAGCUCAGCCGAUAAAACCUUGGCUGGGUGUGUGGAACGCAUCAUCUCCGGGUAGUAAAUGUAUUCAAUACGACCAUUCGAGUUAUUUAAUUGAAGGAGACGAGGACUGUCUUUAUGUGAAUGUAUAUACACCAAAACUUCCGGUAAAAGGAAAAAGUAAUAAACUUUUGAAUGUAUUGGUUUUUAUUCACGGAGGCGCCUUCAUGUUCCUUUACGGAUCUAUAUACCAGCCCGAUUACAUUUUGGACAAAGAUAUAAUUCUAGUUACAUUUAAUUAUCGGCUCGGUCCAAUAGGUUUUUUUAGUACUGGAGAUUCCGUAGUGCCCGGCAAUAAUGGAUUAAAAGAUCAAGUACAAGCGUUAAAAUGGGUGAAAAGAAAUAUAAAGUAUUUUGGAGGCGAUCCAGAGAAUAUUACAAUCAGUGGAAUGUCGGCUGGAGGUGCCAGUGUUCAUUUCCAUAUGUUGUCACCAUUGUCUAGAGGACUGUUUCAAAGAGUAUUCUCUCAGAGUGGAACGGCAUUAUGCCCUUGGACAAUAACCGAAAAUGUACCGGAUAAAUCAGCAGCAGUCGGAGCUUACCUAGGUUGUCCUACUCGUCCGUCGAAAGAAUUGGUCGACUGUUUAAUGUCGAGGCCAGCUUUACACAUCGUAGAAGCAGUAAAAAUAUUUCUCCCGUUCCUGUACAACCCAUACUCUCCUUUUGGACCGAUUGUAGAGUUACCGAGUGAAAAUGCUUUUAUAAGCGAACUGCCCUAUCAAAUUCUUGCCAAAGGCCUAGCGGCUGAUGUACCGUGGUUGUCCAGUGUUGCCACUCACGAGGGCCUCUACCCUGGAUCUGAAUUUAUCAAUAACCCUACGUUAUUGAAGUACAUUGACGAAAAUUGGAACAAAGUCAUGCCGCACAUACUGGAUUACAACUAUACAGUACCCCAAGAUAAAAUCGACAACGUGUCUGAACUUAUCAGAAAAGAGUAUAUAGGCAGUAAAGAAUUGGUUAAAGGAAAUACAGAACAAUUUAUUCAAAUGAUAAGCGAUCGCCUGUUUGUAGUCGAUAUUAUAAAAGCUGCUAAAAUGCAUGCACUGCUUUAUAAAUCUCCGGUAUAUUUGUAUCAAUUCGGAUACCGGGGUAGCCACAGUCUAUCGGAACAUUUUGCUCAAUCAGAUGAAAAUUAUGGAGCUAGUCAUGCCGAUGACACGGGUUACGCAUUAAAAAACGUAUAUGUAAAAGUCGAAGACUCAGAAUCGGAUAAAUCGUUAGUGCCAAUUAUAGUUGAUAUUUGGACAUCGUUUGCUUUCGAAGGAAUACCAUCAACUGGAAUUAGCUCUAUCAAUUGGACACCAGUGAGCAAAAACCCUAAUCAUUCGGCCGUGUCGUUUUUAAAAAUAUCUUCCCCUACUAAUAUUACAAUGAGCGAAGUCGAGAAUAUGGGAAGAACUAGUUUUUGGGAUUCGCUGGGCUUCAACGAGAAUGAACACUAUUCUUAUCAUGAAAAUAAAGAUGUUUAAUUUUCUUAAAUGUAUUACCUAAUAAUACUUCAAUUGUAAUGCUCAGUUGCAUUUAUUUUUAUAUAUAAUUUAUGGAAUACAAAGUACUAAUUUUUUUUAUAAAUUUGUGCAUAACUUAAGUUAUUUUUUUAAGGAAUCAAAAUACUUCUUAGUUUUUUUAAAUUUAUGUUAAAUAAUAUAUUGGCAUUUAGAUUUAAAAUAUUGUAUUGUUGUAUUAAUAUUAUAUUAUUUGAUUUACAUUUGUAAUCAUGAAUCAUAAUCUAUAAUGAUCAUGAUUUUUAAAAAUAAUUUGGUGUGAUGUUACUGAAAAAUUAAGAUUUUUACAAUUGUAUAAUUUACUUUUUAUGUAACAAGACUCGGUUAAUAUUAUAUCUUCUAGAAAAUUUGUUUUCAACAACAACGUUUCUUAAAAUAUACGUAGCAUGCGUCUAUCAUGACGUAUGCUUAUUUCAAUUUGAACA